GGCUCUCUGAACACGAUGUCCACACCUCCUGCCAACAAUGGUGUAUUUGUCGUCAUCCCGCCCAGCAACGCCAGUGGCCUCCGCCCGCCUCCAGCCAUCCUGCCCACCUCCAUGUGCCAACCUCCAGGGAUCAUGCAGUUCGAAGAGUCACCACUGGGGGCGCAAGCGCCCAGGGCCACCCAGCCACCUGACCUAAGACCAAUAGAGACCUUCUUGACCGGAGAGCCCAAAGCUUUAGGGACGGUGCAGAUCCUGAUUGGCCUCAUCCAUCUUGGCUUCGGCAGCGUCCUGCUCAUGGUCCGCCGAGGGCACCUGGGGAUGCUUUUCAUCGAAGGUGGUGUCCCCUUCUGGGGAGGAGCUUGCUUCAUCAUCUCUGGGUCCCUCUCGGUAGCAGCUGAGAAAAACCACACCAGUUGCCUGGUGAGGAGCAGUCUGGGAACCAACAUCCUCAGUGCCAUGGCGGCCUUCGCUGGGACAGCCAUUCUUCUCAUGGACUUCGGGGUCACUAACUGGGAUGUGGGCAGGGGCUACCUUGCUGUGUUGACCAUCUUCACCAUCCUGGAGUUCUUCAUCGCUGUCAUCGCCACCCACUUUGGGUGCCAAGCGACCCGUGCCCAAACUAACGCAUCUGUGAUUUUCCUACCCAACGCCUUCGGCACGGACUUCACCAUCCCCAGCCCAGCCGUCUCUCCACCCCCCGCCUAUGACAAUGUGGCAUAUAUGCCCAAGGAGUCAUCGGAGUAGGAGAUCGCAGCUACGCGUCUGCAGGACGGAGUCCAGGCUUCCCACGCUACCCAGCGUUCCUCCACCCUCACUUUAUUCGUUCUGAGGCAGCCUUUCCACAACCAGGCUCUCCAAGUCAUAUACACUGUGUCACCGAGUGAUGUGUUCCACCAGUUUUCCAUGUCAUCCUGUAGUUUCUUUCUAAAAGAGACAAAAGACUGAUGUCCAGGUUACCCAGCCCUGUCGCCUGACAUAGAUGUCCCCUGGGUUCCUCUGCGCUGUCCUCAGCUCAUCGGCUCAUCGUGGAAAAUCUUGACAUCACAGAGGUUUCACAGGUUUGCCUUCAAGAAGGUCAUUAAGCACUGAGAACUCAGAAUAUUCCAGAAGAGACUGGCAUUUCCGAGGCUCUGGUCUGACCACAGAGCAAGGCAGUGAACCUGACUUCCAGGCUCCAGGCUCCCAAGACCAGUUCUGUCCUUUGUCAUCUGCUGUUACAUCCUUGGGUUUUAGUUUUCCCAUCUGGAAAUUUAAGUACUAAACUACAUAAUCACAAGGCCAACCCAACACCCCUGGACUCCCCGGGGUCCUUGGGUCUAAGCCAGGUAUUGCCCCCUCCCUCCCAGAACCUCCUUUUUCUUAUUUUUAAUAGGACUCUGGCCCUUCCUGGAUACUAGGACAGGAGGUUGCAGAGGAGAUUGACUGACUCUUGCACGGAGGUCACC
Molecule: messenger RNA, 1445 nt
Organism: Alexandromys fortis (reed vole)
Lineage: Eukaryota; Metazoa; Chordata; Mammalia; Rodentia; Cricetidae
Gene: Ms4a15
Product: membrane spanning 4-domains A15
Exons: 6
Coding region: 16-744 (242 amino acids)
Cellular component (GO): membrane
Source: RefSeq, a predicted model, not a curated record